This is a messenger RNA of Electrophorus electricus (electric eel), 3237 nucleotides long. It is a transcript of the gene fbxw9, whose product is annotated as F-box and WD repeat domain containing 9. Lineage: Eukaryota; Metazoa; Chordata; Actinopteri; Gymnotiformes; Gymnotidae. Gene Ontology annotation, molecular function: protein binding. The record is from RefSeq and is a predicted model, not a curated record.
UAGUUCGUGACUAUUUAUGAAGGAAGCAAGCAUGUGGGUAACUGUGGGUCGUCAAUGAGUUGUCCAGUCGUUCCUGAAGCCUGCAACUACUUGUGGAGUGGAUGUCGAUGCCACAGGUCACCCUAGAAGAAGAGAAGGAGCCAGGAAGAGAGAACGUUUUAGGGGGCGCUCAGCAUCCACACAAUAUAAGAACAAAUGACACCCUUAACUCUAGCCACCUUGGAUUAACCUUAGGACCAUCCUGUAACACACAAGAAACAAGCCCCUCCCCUUCAGGAUUAUUGUCAUUACCAUGGGAAAUGGUCGCAUGCAUAGCCUCACAUUUGCCAGCGCAGUGUGUCAUCAAUGUUCUGCCACAGGUGUGCCGGGCUCUGGGAGAGGUUGGGGAGGACACUUCAGCCUGGCAGCUUCGGGCUCACCGACUCACAGGCCAAAAAACGUCCUUCCCAGUCGGGCCAAGGGACAACUUUGAUUGGCCCACUGCCUGCUUGGAGAUGGAACAGUUGAUGGAGCACUGGGCAGAGCAGGAGAAAUGGGCAGCAAGGCAGUGGGUGGAGCGAGCACAGGGGCGAGAGAUGGUGGAGGACCUGGAGCAAGAUGGAGCUGGCGGUGGAGAAGUUGCAGAAGCAGAUGGAGUAGCUAAUGGAGUGGUGCAUGAAGCUGUGGGAGAGGGGGCGGCGAUGCACCCCGAAGCUGCUGGUCAAGACAAGAGGCCAGAUGAGGGGUGGGUGCCAGAACCAGCUGAGGCUCCUCCUGCAAUACAAAGAGAUGGAGUAGAAAGGAACGAUGCUGCAGCCAGUAUCAGAGAUGAGGGUCAAGAGAAUCACAUAGCUGCUGAUGUUGCUGAUGACGGCCAGAUCAACCAAGAGCGUCCUGAAGCCAUACAUGAAGGUGGGGGCCAGGGGCGUGACGACGAUGACGAAAGGAGCAACCAUCUGCCCGCCGAGUCGCCUGGCCACACCCGGGUCCUGGAGCACAUCACGCUCCCGCCGGGCCACAUCGCCGACGUAAACGCUGUGCUGCUGGUGGGUGGCGAGGGUGCCGUAUGUGUCUCUGGCUCCAGGGACCGCAACGUCAAUCUGUGGGACCUGCGGCAGGGCUCCAGGGGGGCACUGCUGCGUACGCUGGGGGGCCACGGCUCCUUCAGCACGCACCUAGGCUGGGUGUGGAGCCUGGCGGCCAGCGGGCCCCUCUUGGCAUCCGGCUCCUUCGACAGCACCAUCCGGCUAUGGGACCUAGAGGCAGGGGGUGCUGAGUGGGGCCUGAUUCGCGGCCGUGCCGCCGUGCUCUGCCUGUCCUACCAGAUGCACAUGCUGCUUGCUGGGUCACAUGACCAGAAAGUCAGCAUUUAUGACACUAGAGGUCAGUGGCCAAUGUCAGGGGUCUUAAGAAUGUACUGGGUCUUCUUUUCCAUUGGGACAAAAAAAACUCUUUACAUGUGCAAUAUGUCGAACAUGGACCACAUAACUGUAGUAUCCUUGCAGUGUAGUCAUCAUGAGGCUGCGCAGCCAUUGGUCAAGAGCCUUCGUCUCCAUGGUGAUGCUGUGCUGUGCCUAGCCUCGGAUGAGCAGUACAUUGUGUCAGGAAGCAAAGACAAAACGGUGGCUGUGUUUGACUGCAGAGCUAGAAAACUACUGCACAGAGUGCAGCUGCACUCCUACUUUCUGUCGAUGUCAUACAGCGGACAGGAGGUGUGGGCAGGAGAUAACCAUGGACUUGUCCACACCUUCUCCAUGAACAAUGGCUCUUUUAAACCUAUAGCCCAGUUCAACGUAGGCCAUACUUCACUGGUCACUGGUGUUCAUCACUCACCUGGCUCCCUCUACACCUGCUCCUCCGAUCGUACUAUUAAGGUUCACCUACCCUGUGCACCCCCAAAGACUCUGUGCACACUUCACCAUCAAGCAGGAGUGAACGGGUUGAGUGUCGAGGCAGGAGUGUUGGCUAUAGCCUCUGGGGAUAUGAAUGUGGAGGUUUGGAGGCCCAGACAGUGACGGAUCAUGGCAGAGAUUCUUCAAACACUACAAACUCUGUACUUGUCUGCAGCUGUUCAUCAAAUCAGUGGGCUAUCUCGGAAUGUUGUAACAAAACAAUGUGCCAAAGGCACUAUACUGUUAACUUUAAUAUCACGUGUUCAUUAGAUACAUAUAUGUUGUAAACAUAUGUAUUAUUAAAUGUGAAAAGCAUCUGCAUGCUCAAAUCUGUGCAAAAAUCUUUUUAAUUGGCCAGACCUUCAGUGCCUGCUUAUGCAGUCUUUAAAUGAAACCUGGCCAAUUAAAAAGAUUUUGCACAGAUUUAAGGGUGCAGAUGCUUUUUCACAUUUAGUUUCUAUUUUUUCGCUCCAACACCUCAACUAAGUUAGAUACUGGAGGAGCAGUGUCUUCUUUUUUUAUUGUGAAACCUAUUUAUUAUAAAAUAUUUUUCAGACUUUGAAGUUACACAUACAUGUCAAUUGUAAUGUGGUUUAAUCGUAGUUGGACAUUGACUCUUGUUUGAAUGGGAUAUUUAAAAUGGGACUACUGUAGCACAGAUCAGAGCUUCUGUGAAAAAAAAGUGCUCUUAGAAGUCAACAAUGUUAAGUCACAGUCUUUCCAAAGCAUUCCAGCUUCACCUCGGUGGUGCUUUUCUGAGACGCACACUAGUCUGAUGGUACAUAAAGAAAUGACAUGACACAAGUUUCAGAAGCAUUACAAGUGCCAUAUGACCCUCAAUGCAUCCUCUGUCAAGUCAGUCCCUGUGUCCAAAUAGCAUUUCAUUGUGGGGUAGCCUUUUUAAUUGUUUGAGAACCUAAAAAAAUUGAAAGCUUCAUUUGGAUUCUGUUCAUACGACACGGAAAGUGAAUGCCUAAGUUUUAUGAGGUUCAUUUCUGUGAGAGAGCUUGUUUUUCUUUAGUCUUGAUCCUGAAUCUGCAAGUGGUAAUCUCCCUUGUUCCCUAGCUUUUUCCUCUUAUAUGCUUGUGUGCUUGUGUCCACACUACUACACUUCUGAGUCAGCUGUUGCUGCUGGUGUAUGGGAAGGGCGCACACUGCAGGAGGAAAUCAUCAAUUAAAAACAUAAUAAAAAUGAAAACAUGGGGCUUCAGACUUGCGCUAUGCACUCAUUGGGAAUAUCUGUUCCUUUCAAACCUCAAAAAGCAUGUGUGCUGCAGCAUUUAGGAAUUCUUUUUUAAAGUGUGUGUGUAUCUAUCUAUCUAUCUAUCUAUCUAUCUAUCUAUCUAUCUAUCUAUCUAUCUAUCUA